Desarmillaria tabescens is the source of this 2851-nucleotide messenger RNA. RefSeq lists its product as uncharacterized. The record is from RefSeq and is a predicted model, not a curated record. Gene Ontology annotation, biological process: mRNA splice site recognition. The coding region runs from base 1 to 2364 and encodes 787 amino acids. Lineage: Eukaryota; Fungi; Basidiomycota; Agaricomycetes; Agaricales; Physalacriaceae. The transcript has 9 exons. Gene Ontology annotation, cellular component: cytosol. Gene Ontology annotation, molecular function: mRNA binding.
AUGUCGCGCAUUGAUCAGAAUGAAUACGACAGCCCUCCCGGCUUGGGGUUCAUGCGUAAUUCCGCUGAGAGGGAAGCGCUGCAUUCGCUGCAUCGCAGUAGCACUCCGAAGCCGUCAUUUACAUCAGCGGACCGGAGGACAUCCGGAACGCUUUCAAACUAUCCGUUAUACACAAGCACGGUGCCGAGAUCAGCAGGCGUGGACUGGGAGCCUUCCUCUGCAUGGGAUGGAUCUCGACCAAACACAAACAAUGCUCAGACAAGCGCGAUCCAAGCCUCUACCAGCUCACCUUUCUCUCUCUUCAACCACCAUCAUCCCUCUUCCUCCCCGUCGUCCUCGCCGUUGUUCUCGCUCAACGACCGCGUCGACAGAGAUACCUUCCGUGCGACCCAUCAUUCUCCUCCCGCUCCCGUAGCCCAGCCCGUUGCCUCUAACGCAUCUCGCUCUACUCUUUGGUGGGGCGAACUAGAGUCCUGGAUGGACGAAGAAUACGCCAAGCAGGUCUGUUCACUCAUGAGCUGGGAUCCGAUAGGUAUCAAGGUACCCCAUCCGGCCCCUGACCCCGCCACAGGCCAGCAAGCCAACAAUCCCGGCUACUGUUUCCUUACCUUUCCUACUCCCGCCCACGCCGCUUCUGUGCUCUCCCAGGUCAAUUCCACCAACAGCGGGUCUUCCGCCCUUACCAUGCCAAAUUCGACGAAACCUUUCGUCCUCAAUUGGGCGUCUUCCGUCCCUUCGACUACCCCAGUCACAGCCUCAUUUCCCGCUCCCAACAUACUAGGUUCUCCUCAGUAUCCUAAGGAGUAUAGCAUUUUCGUCGGCGAUCUCGCACCGGAGACGUCCAACUCGGAUCUUGUGGCUGUUUUUCGGAAUCCAGUUCUCGGUCUUCGUAGCGAUCGUGAACCUAAAUUCAUACGCCCUUUCCUCAGUUGUAAGAGUGCCAAAAUCAUGCUGGAUCCGGUUACUGGGGUCUCCCGAGGCUAUGGCUUUGUAAGAUUCACUGAUGAAAAGGACCAGCAAAGAGCUCUUGUUGAGAUGCAUGGUCUAUACUGUCUCUCGCGACCAAUGAGGAUAUCACCAGCUACUGCCAAGUUCAAGCCCCCUCCCAUGAUGCCUCCUCAUGAACUUCCUCAAGUCAAAUUUCCGCUCUCAUCUGGUGUCGGUGGCCAAGAACAGGCGUUUCCGCCCCUAUUCGCCGCGACCACCUCGAACUCUUCCCUCAACUCUGCCGGCUCGGGAACUUCAAUAGAAGGCUCGAGUUCUGGGACUACCCUUAGCUCGGGUACUGGGUCCAGCAGUAGUAUAUCAUCUUCCACAUUCAGCGCCAAUACUGCUGAGGACUUGAUGAAUCUUCCGGACCACGUUCUAGCCCAAAUCGCUCAGCAUUUGCGCAAGAUCGAGCUCAGAGGUCAGCAGAUUCAGGUCCCAACUGGGGAGCAACUCACGUCAACGGACCCGUAUAACACGACGGUCUUUGUUGGAGGGUUGUCGCCGCUCAUUUCCGAGGACACUCUUAGGACAUUUUUUGCACCGUUUGGUGACAUUCAUUACGUCAAGGUUCCCGUUGGUAAACACUGUGGUUUUGUUCAGUUUGUUCGCAAAUCAGAUGCCGAACGUGCCAUCGAGAAGAUGCAAGGGUUUCCCGUAGGAGGCAGUCGAAUUCGUUUGAGUUGGGGCCGCAGUCAAUAUAAAGCGGCACAGGCUGCUGCCCAAGCAGCGCAGACCGCGGCGCUACAAAGUCAGAUGACCUCCUUCAUGAGCCCUCUUUCGUCGGACCAGGCUGUUCAAGUCCUUUCAAGGCUGGGAUAUCUCACUCCUCCGAAAGACAAUGUCUCAUUUUCGAUAGAGGACAGGUUGCGCUUCCUCGGCCUUCCUCGGGAAAUUCCGCAUCCUUUUGACACCAACUAUGCGCCGGCUGUUUUCGCAAACGAAGUUCAGCCUCCGACAAUAUCACAGUUCGCCCCGUUCUCAGCCCGAACCCGGCCAUUUGCCUCUGGGUUUUAUCCCAUGUCAUCUGAGGACGUAAAGGGCAAUGAAACAGACACUGGGAGCGGGACAACAGUGAAGCCUUCCUCUGCGGCACGUUCUGGAGGCAGUACACGAUACGGACCAUUCCUGAGCAGCUCUCCUCCUGCCAAUCGAGCCCCUGGGCGCCCUGAGCGCCCUAUCUCACGUCCAUCGUCUGGACAAACGUCAGCGCGAGAGAUUGUUGCGCAAGAGUUGGAUGCUAUGCACGAUCUGAAUGGUACUUUAGCCAGCCUCGACCUCGAUCGUGACCGACCUUGGAAGUCUCCCGCCGAGAGUUCGGAUAGCGGAGGAUCAGUUCAGUUCCAAUUGACCAUGAACGGAUCUCCUUCACCCUGAUGGCCGUCUCCUUUUCACUCGGUAUGUUUCUUACGAUUCGAUUCGCAUAAGCUCCUUUUUUUGCCCCUCGUUGGAUAUAACGCCCUCAUCGCGACGCAUAUUUCUUAUCUUUUGGUUGGAGAUGAUUUUCGUUUUCAUUGCUACGUCCAUGUUUCGCUAUCCAAAUUCUUUAUAUCUUCGUUUCCUACUCUCUGCGUACGAAAGCGAGACCCGUUUAUACGCCCCGCUUUUUGCAUUUUAAUGGUGUUGCCCAUUUUAUAUAUAUAUCAUCUCUCUGUCUCUCUUCGCUAUCAGACUCGAAUUCGUUUUCACAAGUACAUACACAUCAUCCACACUAGCUCCUCGUACAGUCCUAACGUUUUGUUUUGUUGUCUCUGUUGGAAAUAUCUCUGUCUUUAUAUAAAACUCGCGCCUGUUUUCAGCUGCCACGAUAAGUAAUACCAUAUAAAUACAACUCAACUUCGUUACUGAUGUUUGAAAUAUCAAA